AUGAAUAGAGCAAUUGAGGCUGCAAAUAAGAAUAUCAAGGAGAUCCUAAGGAAAAUAGUGGACAGUCACAAGCAAUGGCAUGAGAAGCUACCAUAUACUUUACUUGGUUAUCGCACCACAAUCAAGACAUCAACUGGGGCAACUCCUUAUAUGUUGGUUUAUGGUUCAGAAGCAGUUAUACCUGCUGAGGUGGAAAUACCAUCUUUAAGGAUUAUCCAAGAGGUUGGUCUGGACGAUGCAGAAUGGAUACAUAGCAGGCACGAACAAUUAAUGCUCAUCGAUGAAAAGAGGAUGGACGCGGUUUGUCAUGGCCAACUCUAUCAAAACAGAAUGACCAAAGCGUUCAAUAAGAAAGUUAAACCUCGACAGUUCACACCGAGGCAGUUGGUAUUAAAGAAGAUCUUUACUGACCACCAAGGAGAAGCCAAAAGGAAAUUUGCACCAAAUUGGCAAAGACCCUACAUGAUUCAUAGAGUACUCUCAGGAGGAGCGGUAAUAUUAGGAGAAAUGGACGGUAGAAUGAGCACAAAGCCAAUCAAUUCAGACGCUAUCAAGAAAUACUACAUCUGA
Messenger RNA from Solanum tuberosum (potato), 570 nucleotides. RefSeq lists its product as uncharacterized. The transcript has a single exon. Bases 1 to 570 code for a protein of 189 amino acids. Gene Ontology annotation, molecular function: nucleic acid binding. Lineage: Eukaryota; Viridiplantae; Streptophyta; Magnoliopsida; Solanales; Solanaceae. The record is from RefSeq and is a predicted model, not a curated record.